CCAGCGGGCGGUCCCAGGGCGGAGCGCGGCGGGGCCGGGCGGGGCGGGCAGGGGAGGGAAGGGAAGGGAAGAGGGUAGUGGAGUGGCGUGGACGGCCGGCGGCUCCGGGAGUAGUGAUGGUGUCGCUGGGGGAGCGGUGCCCCCCGUCGGGCAGGGCCGGGGAUCUGGCGGCGCUCUCGGAGCUGGACGAGGCGGCGCUGCUGUCCGGGCUGCGGGAGCGCUUCCUCAGCCAGCACAUCUACACCGACGUCGGGGACAUCCUGGUCGCCGUGAACCCCUUCCAGCCGCUGCCGCUCUACGGCAGAGAGGUCUCCGAGCGGUACCAGCGCCUCCAGACCGACUCGCUGCCGCCCCACAUCUUCGCCGUGGCCGGCCGCGCCUACCACGCCAUGCUGGGCCGGCGGGGAGGCGGGCCCCGCAACCAGUGCAUCCUCGUCAGUGGAGAGAGUGGUGCAGGGAAGACAGAGAGUGCAAAGCUAUUGUUGCAGCAGAUAAUGAACCUGUGCAAAGGCAACUCGCAGCUGGAGCAGCAGAUCCUUCAGGUGAAUCCUUUGCUGGAAGCUUUUGGCAAUGCCCAGACUGUGAUGAAUGACAACAGCAGCCGCUUUGGAAAAUACAUACAGCUGCGUUUCCAGAAAAAUACAGUGCGAGGUGCAAAGCUCAGUGAGUACCUGUUAGAGAAGUCACGGGUGGUGCAUCAAGAUGCUGGGGAGAGGAAUUUCCAUAUCUUCUACUACAUGUUUGCUGGACUGUCUUCAGAGGAGAAGGAGAUGUAUGGGUUACUGGAUCCUUCACUCUACAGGUACGUAAGUGGACAGUUUGGUACUCAGGAUGUAGCUCAGCGCUGGAAGGACAAAUACCAAGAGGUGUGCAAUGCCCUUGACAUGGUGGGAUUCCAAGAACAGGAGCAAGUGGACAUGCAGGCUAUCCUGGCUGGUGUGUUGUCUCUGGGCAAUGUGACUUUUGAUCCUGGGGAGAGCAAUGGGCCUGUAAAAGUCAGUGAUGCCUCCCAGGGAUGGCUGAAAGCUGCAGCGGGCCAGUUUGGAGUCCAGGAAGAUGAACUGUUAAAAUGCCUUAUUUGUACGAUGUCAGUGACCCGAGGGGAGCAGAUCCAGCGUUUUCACACCCAGCAGCAGGCAGAAGAUGCCCGGGACUCCAUUGCUAAGAUGGUUUAUGGGCGAGUGUUUGGCUGGAUCGUUGGCAAGAUCAAUGAGCUGCUGGCUGAGAACGUGGAUCCUGAGGUGGAGCUGAGGGAAAUAGGCAUCUUGGAUAUUUUUGGGUUUGAAAACUUUGCAGUGAACCGUUUUGAACAACUUUGCAUAAACUUGGCCAAUGAGCAGCUGCAGCACUUCUUCCAUCACCACAUUUUCCAUAUUGAGCAGGCUGCCUAUAAGGAAGAAGGGCUGCCUUGGGAGACUAUCACAUUCAGCAAUAAUGAACCUAUUCUGAAUCUGUUCCUGGCCAAGCCACUUGGGCUUCUGUCUCUUCUGGAUGAGCAGAGUGCAUUCCCUCAGGCAACUGAUAAGACCUUUGUGGAUAAACUAAACAGCAGCUUCAAAGGCAACUUACACUUCCAGCCAGCCCGAGGCCAUGUUUUGGGCUUCAGCAUCACUCACUAUGCUGGGAAAGUACAGUAUGCUGCCAGGGGCUUUCUAGAGAAGAACAGAGACACCUUGCCAGCCAACGUUCGUGGGCUCUUCAUCAGCAGCGUCACCCCCUUGCUCAGUGUGCUGUUCACAGCCACUGUUUCCAGGACGGGGACACUGAUGCCUCAUGUGAAAGCCAAGGUCAUACCAGGAGCAGACGACAGGUUCAACAGCACACGGAAACAAUCUGUUGGAGCUCAGUUCCGGCAUUCCCUCAUGGUGCUUAUGGAGAGGUUGUAUUCUGCCAACCCACACUUUGUGCGCUGCAUAAAGCCCAACAGCCAGAAGGAGCCAGGUGUGGUAGACAACCAGAUGGUGCUGCUACAGCUCCGGUACAAUGGACUGCUGGAGACAAUCCGUAUCCGAAGAGAUGGUUUCUCCUGGAGACCCUUCUUUGAGGAAUUUGCUGAGAGAUAUGCAAUUCUUCUAGUUAAACCUGGUGUUUCCCUCACAAAAGAAAGCUGCUUGGAGAUACUGCAAAGAACAGAGCUGAAAGGCUGGAUAUGUGGAAAGUCACGACUUUUCUUUAAAUAUUGGCAUCAGGAACAGCUGGCAAAGUGUGUGGAGCGACUGGAAAGAGCAGCAGUUGUCAUACAGAAAGUUUAUAGGGGAUUCAGAUGCAAGAAGAGUUAUGUAAAAUUGGUGGCUGAGCUGAGAGCUCAAGCACAGCAUCUGCAGAAGUUGGCAGAGAGAGAAAGAAGACGGCAGCUGGCCCUGGAAGCAGAGGCCCAGAGAAGAAGCCACUUUCCAGUUCCCAUGCCACGGAAGAGGCAUCCUCAGCCUAAUCCAAAUCCUUCUGAUAAAUCACAACAGCCACCAGUGCCACGGCCACGCAGCAAACUAAAAGAGUCCACUCCUUUUGAUAACUUCUUGGACCCUUCUGUACCUCACCCUGUUCUGCGAACAGAGGAACACACUGGAGAAGAAGCAGAAAUGAGGAAAAUAAAGAGAGGAGCAACUCUCCGUUGGUUCAGAGAGACACAGGCCGAGAAGGUCGUGCAGGAUGAUGGGGCCUUUCCAAGCUGGCUGCAUGGGAUGAUCAGCAGGAGGGAAGCUGAAAACUUGCUGCAUGACAAGCCUUUGGGUUGCUUCCUUGUUCGGAUUAGCCAGAGCCAACCAGGCUACAUCUUGACAUACAGGGGCCAAGACCGCUGCAGACACUACAUGAUCCAGGUGCAGCCCAACGCACGCUACAUCAUCCUGAGAGAGGACCGGGCUCAUGCCUCGCUCACCGCUCUGGUUCGGUACCACCAGACCGUGGGCAUCCAUCCCUUCAUGGAGAUACUGACUGUCCCCUGUGUGCAGAAAAGUAGUAAUGACUUGGAUUACGAAAAUCUGGAGUACCCCACGCUGAGUUCACCCGCAGGCAAAGUAGCGACCCCUUCACAGAAGGAGUCUUGUCCCUCCAUGCCUUCCAUCAGCAAACCUGUUCUGCCAUGGUUCAGAAAGAGCAAGAAUUUCCAAAACCAACAGAGCGUGGACAAGAGUAGGACAAAUCCAAGCUCUGGAGAGAGCAGACAGCAAGCCUUCCCUCGCCUCCGCUCUUCCAUACGACUGGCGAUGCAGGAAAUCCAGCAGUUCAAUUCCUAUUCCGUGAAUGUCCCUGAACAGGGGCAAUCGAGCCGUCACCGCUGAGGAUGUGUAGCACAAAUGACUCGGCAGGACUGAUGCAGAAAUUAACUCAGUCAUUCUCGGUGGCUGCAACUGCAGUAUCUGGACCAGUCUGACCCUGGCCGAGGAAGAGGAUGGGAGCAGUCACACUGCACAGACCCUCAGUGCCUGACAGUCUGCGCAUCAACACUUCAGUGUUACCGGAGACUCCUCGCUUAGCACUCUGAAUAGCCACAAACUGCGUAUCACCCAACAGCCUGUUCUGUCACAAAUACCUGUUCUGAUUGCCUACCUCUUUCUCCUCAAGUCUUCUCUCUCUGUUUUGGUCCUGUGUAUCUGCUGCUCUGGAAGCUAAGGGGGAUAUAAAUAAGACUGAUCUUUCGUUUUUGUUGAGUGCAGGAGCACUUGAACAGAAGCUGAGAAGGGUCAAGAUCUUUCUUGCAGAGGGGAUUUCCUGCCCUUGCAUCAGCAGCAUGCUGCUCCCCAGUCCUUGACCAGAGCUCAAGUCAGGGAAUCAUUGGUGAAACAUUGAUCCUGGCUGAAAUCACUACAGGUCUGGGCUGGACAACAUGCUGCUUUACACUGAGUGUAGAGGGUUUGGAAUAUAAGGGACCAAACUACUUGUACUGUUCUUAAUACCUUUUCAAGUAAAUCUCUUUU
Empidonax traillii (willow flycatcher) is the source of this 3917-nucleotide messenger RNA. Its product is annotated as unconventional myosin-VIIa-like. Gene Ontology annotation, cellular component: myosin complex. The record is from RefSeq and is a predicted model, not a curated record. Gene Ontology annotation, molecular function: cytoskeletal motor activity; ATP binding; protein binding. Bases 117 to 3281 code for a protein of 1054 amino acids. Lineage: Eukaryota; Metazoa; Chordata; Aves; Passeriformes; Tyrannidae. The transcript has 30 exons.